UAGAACAUUUUCAAAUUCGAUUUAAACUCGUUUUAAACCAUUGAUGGGAAAACCUUCAAAAAUACCAGUUUUAUGUUAUUUUUGACAUAGAUUACAUGGACAUAUUUAGGGACUGUUUGCAGUUUAAGAAUGGCAUUUUUAUUCAUACUUUUAACCGUAUUUUACUUGGUAAAUUCUAAAGAACAUGGCGCUUGUGAUUUUGGCAACCUUGGUCAAAGCUGCAAAAAUAGCACUAUAUUUAUUGUGGACUGCUCACGGAGUAACAUAUCAACUAUUCCCCUUUUUCCACUUGGUGUACAUGUCGUCAAUCUCAAAUUUAAUCAAAUUGAAAUAAUCAGAAAUGGAACUUUUCAAAUGCUACAAAAUCUUACCGAGUUAGACCUUUCCUUUAAUCAGUUGGUCGAGAUAGAAAGAGAUGCCUUUGUUGGAUUAAAUAGAUUACAAAAACUGAAUCUGCAAAAUAAUACACUCAGAUACAGUUUCCUGUCCUUCCCAGAUUCAGUGUUUACAUCCUUGAUAUCAUUGAAGUAUUUAAAUAUAAAGUUUAAUAACAAACCUGCAGAAGACAACUUAGAAUUACUGCAAAGUGAGAUAUUUGACAUACACGUAGAAACAUUAGAAACACUUGAAAUUGACGUGUUGUUUCCUGUUAAUUCAACAGACUCUGGUAUUUUUCCAUCAAAUAUCACAAGUUUGAAAGCACUGAUUACGGGCAUUUGUGUGAUUACUGAACUCCAAGAAAACACGUUUGAUAAUCUUAAAAAUUUAGAUUAUAUCGAUUUAUCAUCGUGUCCAAUAGAAACAUACAGAAGUAAUGUUCUGCAGUAUAGGUAUAUCAAAUAUUUAGAUUUAUCGAACACGCAAUUUUUGUCGGACGAUGUUAGCUUUUUUGCCUUUAUGCACGACAUUAACACAUGUGCUCUUGAUACACUCGUUUUGUCAAAUACUGUAACAGACUAUGAUGAGGUCUUCCACCAUUUUAUUUCAACUCUUUUUAAGUAUUUGUUCUAUACAGAAAUACGAGAAUUGCGUUUAAGCUAUAAUAGUUUGGUGAAAAUAGAAUGGCGAACCGAUGAAAUAUCUAGUGAUAUGGCGAAAAUAGAUUUGUUACAUACAAAGACAGAACAGCAUGUAUACAAUUAUGAUAUUCCAAGUACUCUUCAAACCCUAGAUCUUUCACACAAUUCUCUCAUCCGAUUUGCUUAUCCAAUGGAGAAUGUUGUGUGUUUGAAUUUAAGCCAUAAUAUUCUUUCGGAAAUUGAAUAUGACGUGUAUGUAAACAAUGUUGGGACUGGUGUGAAAGAACUGGAUCUCUCUUUCAACCUUAUAACUAAUUUGGCACAGUUUACAUUCCAUCAAUACUCAUCAUUAGAAAAAUUGAUUCUUAACAAUAACGAAUUUGAUGACAUAACAUUUGAUUUCGAACAUCUUACAGACUUAAAAUUAUUGGAUUUAUCCAAUAACAGAAUCAAAUCGUUUAAUCAUAAAAGCAUGAUCAUUUUGUCGCAAUUAAUGAAAAAUCAAAACUUUUCUUUAAAUUUGGAAAAUAACAACCUUCAAUGUACCUGUGACACAAUCAAUUUUCUUCGUUGGAUGCAAAAUAACCUCCAUCAUUUCCAGAACAAUGAUUUAUAUAAAUGUCAAUUAAAAGAUGGCAGUGUUGUGGUACUAAAUGACCUAAAUACAAGUAUAACACGACUAGAAAAACAAUGUCUAUCUUUAACGGGCGUCAUCGUUUGCACAUCUGUGGGUAUCUUUAUUACUUGUAUUAUCAUUGCAAUUAAACUGGUUUAUCGAAAUCGUUGGAUAGUACUUUACUACUAUUAUCUCAAGAAAAGUAAAGAUUUGAACACUUCGGAAUCAACAGAAUUAGAAGAGGGCUUUAUUUAUGACGCAUUCGUUGCUUAUGCGGAAGACGAUAUGAAAUUUGUUCAUGAAGACUGCAUUCAAAACUUGGAAAACGACAAGAACUUAAAACUUUGCAUCCAUCAUCGUGACUUCCUACCUGGAGAAGAAAUAACCGUUAACAUAACUAACGCCAUCCACAGAAGUAGAAAAACAAUAUGUAUAAUCACCAAAUCUUUUCUUGAGUCAUAUUAUUGCAUGUUUGAGUUCAACAUGGCUAAGACGGAGGGCAUUUAUUCUCGAAAGGGAGAGAAUACGUUAAUACUGGUGUUCUGUGAAGAUAUCUUACCACGUGACUUACCUCUUGUGUUGUUGGAGCUUGUACAACGGAGAUCUUACAUUCCUUAUCAUGAUGAUCAACGAGGAAAUAUUGAAUUCUGGGAGAGAAUAAAAGAGGCCAUUUGUGGCAGUGAGUUGGAGGUACGAAUGCUGAGCAUUUCAACUGUGUAAUACAACACUUUUUAAAUUUUAAGCAGGCUUAGAAAAUGUUCAUUCUAGAGUAUAUAAAUCAUGUCUAUGCACCAGGCUUAUAACUAUAUAUUAAAUUGUGCC
Molecule: messenger RNA, 2457 nt
Organism: Mytilus californianus (California mussel)
Lineage: Eukaryota; Metazoa; Mollusca; Bivalvia; Mytilida; Mytilidae
Product: toll-like receptor 4
Exons: 2
Coding region: 130-2355 (741 amino acids)
Biological process (GO): toll-like receptor signaling pathway; immune response
Cellular component (GO): membrane
Molecular function (GO): protein binding; transmembrane signaling receptor activity
Source: RefSeq, a predicted model, not a curated record